Molecule: messenger RNA, 678 nt
Organism: Halichondria panicea
Lineage: Eukaryota; Metazoa; Porifera; Demospongiae; Suberitida; Halichondriidae
Exons: 5
Coding region: 46-678 (210 amino acids)
Source: RefSeq, a predicted model, not a curated record
CUGUGGGUUACAGAUGGAAUUUGGAAGACUGUUUUCCCACACUGCAUGUUCAAAGUUGAGCAAAUCAGUGAUGGAAUUCCAGCUCUCAAUUUACCUGAUGUGUGUACAAACUCCCCAAUUCGCAAUAAGGCGUUUUGCGAGGAACACUGUCUUUUGCUACAGAAUGAAGCUCCUGAUGUGCCUAUUGAUCUGAGACAGUUUCUCAAAUAUUGUGGUGCUCAAGCAGUUGAAAAUGAAGAGGAGUGUGAGGGUGACACUGAUACUGUUGAUGCAGUUGUGAACUCUAUUAAAGUCAAUACAAACCAAUUUGGAACAUCUGCUACCACCUCACAAGGUACUGCAGCUUUAAUUGAGAAGCAUCCUGAACUAGUACAAAGUACUGUGUAUGAUGACCCUAAUGAACGAGUUUGCAGGAAAGAUACGGGUAAAUCCAAACGGUUGAGGAAGUGGUCUAGAGGGCACCAAUUUGUCAUCAGAGGGGGUGGUCAUAUUGACACUUGGCAACCAUUGUACAGGUCUGAAUCGCCAUCACAAGUGUUCUUAAUUUUGAUUCAAUGGCUGCUGUCUCUAGCUAAGUCUCGUGGUGGUAUUGGGAAGCCUAUCUCAUUGGCCUAUGACAACAUAUGCAAUUUAGCAAAGCUGAAGGCUGCUCGUGCUCCUCUAUAUAUAUAUAUAUAG